AAUAUUUUGUUAACAGAGGCAACUUCAACCGCCUCUGUUUCUUUCUUUCUUCUUCCUUCUUCCUUAUUGAAAUCGAAAACUCUCUCACGAAUGGGUUCUACAAGUCGAGAUCUCGUCUUCCUCAUCAUCGCUCUCUUUGCUUCGAUCCUCUUCCUUCAGAUUUCCUCGUUACCGGAUCCGUCUUUCUACGAUUACCUCCGGGAGAGCAACCUCCCCGCCGGUAUAGUUCCAAAGGGAGUUACUAAUUUCUCGGUCGACGUCAAUACGGGGAGUUUCACUGUCGCUCUCCCUGUUCCUUGCGUUGCUAAAUUCGAGAACCAGUUCCACUUCGACUACAACAUCACCGGCGUACUCUCCGAUGGACGGAUCGGGAAUCUAUCUGGUGUGAAGCAGAAGGAGCUUUUCCUUUGGUUUGCUGUCAAGGGGAUACAUGUUGAUCCGGAGAGCUCUGGGUUGAUUCACUUCGAUGUUGGUGUUGCUGAUAAGCAGCUUUCUCUUUCCCUCUUUGAGUCUCCUCGAGAUUGUACUGCUGCGGCGGAAUCUAAACACCGUGAUCUUGAUCCCUCUAGUCCCCGUGAUUUCGAGAAGCAAACUGAAGAUACUCAAUCGACAAUGCAGAAGCGAUCCGAAGAUAUCCAAUCGAUCUUUGGACCAGGAAGAAAUCGUUGGACAGUACCAUCAUAGGGUUUUUUUGAUCGAGGCUUAGAAGGAAAAUGCUAAUUCCCUUGGUGGUGACUUGUAAAAAGUUUGGCUUCUAGGUUUUUUUUUUUUUUUUUGGGUGUGUAUACUAUAAGCUUUUCAAUAACUGCAAUAGACUAAACUUAGGAGGUAUGGAUAACGUUUGGUUUUGCUUACAGAUGAUUAGGGGUUAUAAGACAUAUAUAUACAUAUAUGCUUGUGGAUUUUUCAUGAGACACACUGCUGUGUUUUAUUAUCACACACUCUUUUAUUGGGUGGGUUUUUUACAUUACUAAAAGAAAGGAUUUAAAAAUA
Molecule: messenger RNA, 993 nt
Organism: Camelina sativa (false flax)
Lineage: Eukaryota; Viridiplantae; Streptophyta; Magnoliopsida; Brassicales; Brassicaceae
Source: RefSeq, a predicted model, not a curated record